Messenger RNA from Zootoca vivipara (common lizard), 9143 nucleotides. It is a transcript of the gene HECTD1, whose product is annotated as HECT domain E3 ubiquitin protein ligase 1. The record is from RefSeq and is a predicted model, not a curated record. Lineage: Eukaryota; Metazoa; Chordata; Lepidosauria; Squamata; Lacertidae. Gene Ontology annotation, biological process: proteasome-mediated ubiquitin-dependent protein catabolic process; anatomical structure development; protein K63-linked ubiquitination. Gene Ontology annotation, cellular component: nuclear speck. Gene Ontology annotation, molecular function: protein binding; metal ion binding; ubiquitin protein ligase activity.
CUCCUCCUUCUCCUCUAGUGUCUGUGGCGCUCGCUUCCCCGUCACCCUCCCCCUCCCCAUCUUCUGCCGGGAGGAUCAAGAUGGACGGGGUGCGUCGCUGCCUGGCGAUGGACUGAGGGAGGUGAGCGAAGGACGCCGGGAAGCUGAGGCGGCCACAGCGGCGGCGGCGGCGGCGUCUGAGGAGAAAGUCUGCGGCGCCGCGGAGAGCGAGCGAGUCACUCGCUCUCGGGCAGCGGGGAGGAGGAAACAAGAGCGCGGCGGGGCCUCGCGGCGGCCUUUCCUAAGCCGCCUGACCGGGUCACCCUGCGAGGCCUGCGGCUGCCAGACAACGCGAGCGCCGCGGCCCGGCCCGGGCAAAGACUAUAGAAACCUGGGAUCUUUGCAGAGUGGAAGAUUUUUUGCACUCAAGUUAUUCUGACCAUAUUUUAAGAAUAUUUUUGGUUACUUUUUAAUUUAAGAAAAGGCAGCUCUUUAAAAUCAUGGCAGAUGUGGACCCAGAUACAUUGCUCGAGUGGCUGCAGAUGGGGCAAGGAGAUGAAAGAGACAUGCAACUAAUAGCUCUGGAGCAGUUAUGUAUGCUGCUUUUGAUGUCUGACAAUGUAGAUCGAUGCUUUGAAACAUGUCCCCCUCGUACCUUUUUGCCAGCACUGUGUAAAAUAUUCCUUGAUGAAAGUGCUCCUGACAAUGUAUUGGAGGUAACAGCUCGUGCUAUAACUUAUUAUUUGGAUGUAUCAGCGGAAUGCACUCGUCGGAUUGUGGGAGUGGAUGGUGCUAUCAAAGCACUUUGUAAUCGUUUAGUAGUUGUUGAGCUUAACAACAGAACCAGCAGAGACUUGGCUGAGCAGUGUGUAAAGGUGUUGGAACUCAUCUGUACCCGUGAAUCAGGCGCCGUGUUUGAAGCAGGGGGGUUGAACUGUGUGUUGACAUUUAUUCGUGACAGUGGGCACCUAGUUCAUAAAGAUACGUUGCAUUCUGCUAUGGCUGUAGUAUCCAGACUCUGUGGAAAAAUGGAACCUCAGGAUUCCUCAUUAGAGAUUUGUGUUGAAUCCCUCUCGAGUCUGUUAAAACAUGAAGACCAUCAGGUUUCAGAUGGUGCACUGCGUUGUUUUGCUUCGUUGGCUGACCGAUUUACACGCCGUGGAGUUGAUCCAGCGCCAUUAGCCAAACAUGGACUAACUGAGGAGCUAUUAUCUCGAAUGGCUGCAGCAGGUGGCACAGCUUCAGGACCAUCUUCAGCAUGUAAACCUGGCCGGAGUAGCACAGGAGCACCAUCUGCAUCUGCAGAUUCCAAAUUAAGUAACCAGGUGUCAACUAUUGUAAGCCUGUUAUCAACACUCUGCAGAGGAUCUCCAGUAGUAACACAUACUUUUAAUUAUUUCCAGGAUCUCCUAAGAUCUGAGCUUCCAGAUUCUAUAGAGAGUGCAUUGCAGGGUGAUGAAAGAUGUGUACUUGAUACCAUGCGUUUGGUAGAUCUCCUUUUGGUGCUACUGUUUGAAGGACGGAAAGCCUUGCCAAAGUCUAGUGCUGGAUCUACAGGCAGAAUCCCAGGAUUGCGUAGACUUGAUAGUACUGGAGACCGUUCCCAUCGGCAGCUGAUAGAUUGCAUCCGCAGCAAAGAUACCGAUGCCCUUAUAGAUGCUAUUGACACAGGUGCUUUUGAAGCAAAUUUUAUGGAUGAUGUAGGACAAACUCUCUUAAACUGGUCCUCUGCUUUUGGAACUCAGGAAAUGGUUGAAUUUCUCUGUGAACGAGGUGCUGAUGUUAAUAGGGGUCAACGGUCAUCAUCCUUACAUUAUGCAGCAUGUUUUGGAAGACCUCAGGUAGCAAAGACUCUCUUGCGACAUGGUGCCAAUCCAGAUUUGAGAGAUGAAGAUGGAAAGACUCCUUUGGACAAGGCUCGUGAAAGAGGGCACAGUGAAGUAGUGGCUAUUCUUCAAUCUCCAGGUGACUGGAUGUGUCCAGUUAACAAAGGUGAUGAAAAGAAAAAGAAAGAUGCAAACAAAGAUGAAGAAGAAACAAAUGAGCCCAGAGGUGAUCCAGAAAUGGCACCAAUAUAUUUGAAAAGACUGCUGCCUGUGUUUGCUCAAACUUUUCAACAAACUAUGCUGCCUUCAAUAAGGAAAGCAAGUCUUGCUCUCAUUAGAAAAAUGAUUCAUUUUUGUUCUGAAGCUCUUCUAAAAGAGGUUUGUGAUUCUGAUGCUGGGCAUAAUUUGCCUACUGUUCUGGUAGAGAUCACGGCUACUGUUCUAGAUCAAGAGGAUGACGAUGAUGGCCACUUGCUAGCAUUACAGAUCAUAAGAGAUCUGGUUGAUAAAGGAGGUGACCUGUUCUUGGAUCAGCUCGCUAGGCUUGGUGUAAUAAGUAAAGUCUCAACUUUGGCAGGACCAUCCUCUGAUGAUGAGAAUGAAGAAGAAUCUAAACCAGAGAAAGAAGACGAACCUCAAGAAGAUGCUAAAGAGUUGCAGCAGGGUAAACCCUAUCACUGGAGAGACUGGUCAAUCAUUAGGGGAAGAGACUGCUUGUAUAUUUGGAGUGAUUCUGCAGCUUUGGAGCUAUCAAAUGGUAGCAAUGGCUGGUUCAGAUUUAUCUUGGAUGGGAAGCUAGCUACAAUGUAUUCCAGUGGCAGCCCUGAAGGAGGAUCUGAUAGUUCAGAAAGUCGAAGUGAAUUUUUAGAGAAGUUACAGAGAGCCCGAAGCCAGGUAAAACCAUCCACAACAAGCCAGCCAAUUUUAUCUGUCCCAGGCCCAGCUAAACUCACAGUGGGGAAUUGGUCUCUUACGUGUCUAAAGGAAGGAGAAAUUGCUAUUCACAAUUCAGAUGGUCAGCAAGCUACAAUAUUAAAAGAAGAUCUUCCAGGUUUUGUUUUUGAGUCCAACAGAGGAACUAAACAUUCAUUUGCUGCUGAAACCUCUUUAGGAUCAGAAUUUGUGACUGGUUGGACUGGCAAAAGGGGAAGAAAGGCAAAAUCAAAGUCGGAAAAAACCAAACAAAAGGUACGAACUAUGGCAAGAGACUUGUAUGAUGACCAUUUCAAAGCUGUUGAAAGUAUGCCUAGAGGUGUAGUUGUAACACUGAGGAACAUAGCAACUCAAUUAGAAUCUUCAUGGGAGCUCCAUACAAAUAGGCAGUUUAUUGAGGGAGAAAACACUUGGCGAGAUUUAAUGAAGACUGCUCUGGAAAACUUAAUUGUCCUUCUGAAGGAUGAAAAUACUAUAUCACCAUAUGAAAUGUGCAGCAGUGGCUUGGUGCAGGCUCUUCUUACUGUUUUGAAUAAUAAUGUGGAUUUUGAUUUCAAACAAGAUUGUAGUCAGCUAGUGGAAAGAAUAAAUGUAUUCAAAACAGCUUUCAGUGAAAAUGAAGAUGAUGAAAGUCGUCCAGCAGUUGCAUUAAUUCGGAAACUCAUAGCAGUAUUAGAAUCUAUUGAACGUCUACCUCUACACUUGUAUGAUACACCAGGAUCAACGUAUAAUCUUCAGAUAUUAACAAGAAGGUUGCGGUUUCGCUUGGAGCGUGCUUCUGGGGAGACAGCUUUAAUAGACAGAACAGGUCGAAUGUUGAAAAUGGAGCCCUUGGCAACUGUAGAAUCUUUAGAGCAAUACCUCCUAAAAAUGGUGGCAAAGCAGUGGUAUGACUUUGACAGAGCAUCAUUUGUUUUUGUACGAAAACUCAGAGAAGGCCAGACAUUCAUUUUCAGACACCAGCAUGAUUUUGAUGAAAAUGGAAUUAUUUACUGGAUUGGAACAAAUGCAAAAACAGCUUAUGAGUGGGUAAAUCCGGCCGCCUAUGGGCUGGUGGUAGUUACAUCUUCAGAAGGAAGAAAUUUGCCUUAUGGCCGUUUGGAAGACAUCUUAAGCCGUGACAGUUCAGCUCUGAAUUGUCAUACUAACGAUGAUAAAAAUGCAUGGUUUGCUAUAGACCUUGGUCUUUGGGUGAUACCAUCAGCUUACACAUUACGCCAUGCUCGUGGUUAUGGACGAUCUGCUCUCAGAAAUUGGGUUUUUCAAGUAUCUAAGGAUGGACAGAACUGGACUACUCUAUAUACCCACGUUGAUGACUGCAGUCUGAAUGAACCAGGGUCAACAGCAACAUGGCCACUAGAUCUACAAAAGGAUGAGAAGCAAGGUUGGAGGCAUGUAAGAAUUAAGCAAAUGGGGAAGAAUGCCAGUGGGCAAACACACUACCUCUCUCUUUCUGGAUUUGAACUUUAUGGCACUGUGAAUGGUGUGUGUGAGGAUCAGCUAGGAAAAGCAGCUAAAGAAGCAGAGGCUAAUCUGCGAAGGCAGAGGAGACUGGUACGCUCUCAAGUUCUGAAGUACAUGGUUCCAGGUGCCCGUGUCAUCAGAGGAAUUGAUUGGAAAUGGAGAGAUCAGGAUGGUAGUUCACAAGGUGAAGGCACUGUUACAGGCGAAUUGCACAAUGGCUGGAUUGAUGUCACCUGGGAUGCUGGUGGCUCUAACUCUUACCGUAUGGGCGCAGAAGGAAAAUUUGACCUCAAGCUUGCCCCAGGGUACGACCCUGAUUCAGCGGCAUCACCCAAACCUGUUUCAUCCACUGUUUCAGGCACAACGCAGUCAUGGAGCAGCUUGGUGAAAAACAACUGUCCAGACAAGAUGACUGCUGCUGCAGGCUCUUCAAGUAGAAAAGGAAGUAGCAGUUCUGUGUGUAGCGUGGCCAGUAGCAGCGACAUCAGCUUGGGUUCGACAAAAAUGGAGCGGAGAUCUGAAAAUGUAAUGGAACAAAAUAUAGUUUCAGGCACUGACGUCCAUGAGCCAAUUGUUGUCCUUUCCUCUGCUGAUGGCAUGCCUCAGACUGAAGUAGGGUCAGCGUCCAGUGCAAGUACCAGCACCUUGACAGCAGAUGUGGGAAAUGAAAAUGUUGAAAGAAAGCUAGGAACUGACAAUUCAAUCCGCGCAACUGGGGAGUCCAAUGCUAUAUCCAUGGGAAUUGUUAGCGUGAGUUCUCCAGAUGUUAGCUCGGUAUCUGAGCUGACAAAUAAGGAAGCUGCUUCUCAGAGACCCCUUAGUUCUUCAGCAAGUAACAGACUAUCAGUGAGUUCACUUCUGGCUGCUGGGGCUCCAAUGAGUUCCAGUGCAAGUGUUCCUAACCUAUCCUCACGAGAAACCUCUAGUUUGGAGUCCUUCGUCCGGAGAGUGGCAAACAUUGCUCGCACCAAUGCCACCAACAACAUGAAUUUAAGCCGAAGUAGCAGUGAUAACAACACUAAUACUUUAGGAAGAAAUGUCAUGAGCACUGCAACUUCUCCUCUAAUGGGUGCCCAAAGUUUUCCUAAUCUGACUACAACUGGUACCACAUCAACAGUGACCAUGUCUACAUCCAGUGUUACUAGCAGCAGCAAUGUAGCCACAGCAACUACAGUUUUAUCUGUUGGUCAGUCACUUAGUAACACUCUAACUACUAGCCUAACAUCAACAUCUAGUGAGAGCGAUACAGGUCAGGAAGCAGAAUAUUCUUUAUAUGAUUUUCUUGAUAGCUGCCGGGCCAGCACUCUGUUAGCGGAGUUAGAUGAUGAUGAAGAUCUACCUGAGCCAGAUGAAGAGGAUGACGAAAAUGAAGAUGACAAUCAAGAAGAUCAAGAGUAUGAAGAAGUUAUGGAAGAAGAAGAGUAUGAAACAAAAGGAGGACGUAGAAGAACAUGGGAUGAUGAUUAUGUUUUGAAACGUCAGUUUUCUGCUUUAGUACCUGCAUUUGAUCCUAGACCUGGCCGUACUAAUGUUCAACAGACAACUGACCUUGAAAUCCCUCCCCCAGGAACACCCCAUUUGGAACUACUGGAAGAAGUUGAGUGCACACCAUCUCCCCGUUUAGCACUUACCUUGAAAGUUACAGGCCUUGGUACAUCUCGCGAGGUUGAGCUGCCCCUAACAAAUUUUCGAUCAACGAUCUUUUACUAUGUUCAAAAAUUGCUACAACUUUCCUGCAAUGGCAACGUGAAAUCUGAUAAGCUUAGACGAAUUUGGGAGCCAACAUACACAAUUGUAUACAGAGAAAUGAAGGAUUCUGAUAAAGAGAAAGAAAGUGGGAAAAUGGGUUGCUGGUCAAUAGAGCAUGUGGAACAGUACCUUGGCACUGAUGAAUUACCAAAGAAUGACUUGAUAACCUACCUGCAGAAGAAUGCGGAUUCAGCCUUUCUGCGCCACUGGAAAUUAACCGGCACUAAUAAAAGCAUUAGGAAAAACAGAAAUUGUUCCCAGCUCAUAGCUGCAUACAAGGAUUUUUGUGAACAUGGAUCAAAGUCCAGUUUAAGCCAGGGAGCUAUUUCCACACUUCAGAACUCAGACAUUCUUAGUUCAAUAAAAGAACAGCCUCAAGCCAAAGCUGGUAGUGGACAGAAUUCCUGUGGAGUAGAAGAUGUUCUACAGUUGCUCCGUAUUUUGUAUAUUGUUGCAAGUGACCCUUAUUCAACUCGAAAUUCUCAAGAAGAAGGAGAUGAACAGCUUCAGUUUAAUUUUCCACCAGAUGAAUUCACAAGCAAAAAAAUCACUACAAAAAUUCUUCAACAGAUUGAGGAGCCGUUGGCACUAGCAAGCGGAGCUCUGCCAGACUGGUGUGAACAGAUAACUAGCAAGUGCCCUUUCUUAAUUCCAUUUGAAACUCGACAGCUGUAUUUCACAUGUACAGCAUUUGGGGCAUCAAGAGCAAUAGUGUGGCUGCAGAAUCGACGUGAGGCCACUGUUGAGCGAACACGAACUACAGGCACAGUGCGAAGAGAUGAUCCAGGAGAAUUCAGAGUUGGGCGCCUUAAACAUGAAAGAGUAAAAGUUCCACGUGGUGAAUCGUUGAUGGAGUGGGCAGAAAAUGUAAUGCAGAUUCAUGCAGACAGAAAGUCAGUCCUAGAGGUGGAGUUUUUGGGAGAAGAAGGAACAGGAUUGGGACCCACCUUGGAGUUUUACGCACUGGUGGCAGCAGAAUUCCAGAGGACAGAACUGGGAGCAUGGCUCUGCGAUGAUGACUUUCCGGAUGAUGAAUCGCGUCAGGUGGAUAUAGGUGGCGGAUUAAAACCUCCAGGAUAUUAUGUACAGCGAUCUUGUGGUCUGUUCACAGCACCAUUUCCACAGGAUAGUGAUGAACUUGAAAGAAUAACCAAACUUUUUCACUUUCUGGGAAUUUUCUUAGCCAAAUGCAUCCAAGACAACAGACUGGUGGACUUGCCUAUUUCUAAGCCUUUCUUUAAACUCAUGUGCAUGGGAGACAUUAAAAGCAAUAUGAGUAAAUUGAUUUAUGAGUCGCGGGGUGACAGAGACUUGCACUGCACAGAAAGUCAGUCAGAGGCGUCUACGGAAGAGGGGCAUGAUUCUCUCUCAGUAGGAAGCUUUGAAGAAGAUUCCAAAUCAGAAUUUAUCCUUGAUCCACCAAAGCCUAAACCCCCAGCCUGGUUUAAUGGGAUUUUAACAUGGGAAGAUUUUGAAUUGGUAAACCCUCACAGAGCAAGAUUUUUAAAAGAAAUUAAAGACCUUGCAAUAAAGAGACGUCUAAUAUUAAGCAACAAAGGACUUUCAGAAGACGAGAAAAAUACUAAAUUGCAGGAACUAAUGAUGAAGAACCCAUCAGGAUCUGGACAUUCUCUUGGCAUAGAAGAUUUAGGGCUGAAUUUCCAGUUUUGCCCUUCUUCCAGAGUAUAUGGCUUUACAGCAGUGGAUCUUAAGCCUGGUGGUGAAGAUGAGUUGAUUACUAUGGAUAAUGCAGAAGAGUACGUGGAUCUGAUGUUUGACUUCUGCAUGCAUUCUGGCAUACAGAAACAGAUGGAUGCUUUUAGAGAUGGCUUCAACAGAGUCUUUCCAAUGGAAAAGCUGAGUUCCUUUAGUCAUGAAGAAGUGCAGAUGAUUCUUUGUGGAAAUCAGUCACCGUCAUGGGCAGCUGAAGAUAUAAUCAACUACACAGAACCUAAACUUGGCUACACUCGAGACAGCCCUGGAUUCCUGAGAUUCGUUAGAGUUUUGUGUGGCAUGUCUUCCGAUGAAAGAAAAGCAUUCCUGCAAUUCACAACUGGCUGUUCAACACUUCCCCCAGGAGGCCUGGCUAAUCUACAUCCCCGUCUCACUGUUGUACGCAAGGUUGAUGCUACGGAUGCAAGUUACCCAUCUGUGAAUACAUGUGUGCACUACCUUAAGUUGCCUGAGUAUUCUUCUGAAGAGAUUAUGCGAGAGCGCCUGCUAGCUGCUACCAUGGAGAAAGGCUUUCAUCUCAACUGAGCUGAUGAAUAGGACACAGGAUAUGACAAACUGGUUUUGCAUUGAUAACUAGUGAAGCCUCUUGUGUUGUAUGUGCAGAAAAUACAAUCUCCACGCUGUGCUCUACUGAGACUUGCCUUUUCCCUCCCCCAUCCAUGAGGCUUUGGAAACACAUGGAAAAUUUGUUAGCUGCUAAUGAAACAAAUCCCAAUGAAUUACACAGCCAGCAAGAAAAAGGCAAGAACACUGUGUGAUGCUUCCAAGGGCUUGUGCAACCAGAAGCUGAAGCAAAUGUUUGACUGUUCCAAAGAGCAGAUCUGCUGAUUUUCAGUGUUCACUGAUACAAGAUUUAUAACAGUGUAUUUGUGUAAAGUUUAGUGUUUAAUACCCUGUACACUACAGUUGCCAUCACUGAUCCCUGUUUUGCUGGCUUUAAGCUAACUGGUCAGAAAUCUGCUUCCAUAAAACUUAGUCAUUGGGCAUCUCAAGCUUUCUUUCCUUCCUUUCAUAGUGCCUGCACUAUAGGAGUAUGCUAGUGUUGAGGGGGGGGGUGUUUGCGUAUAAUCAUGCACAACCUUUUAUUAUUAUUUCAAGUGGGAAUACAUUUUGAUUUCUAAAUGCCCUGCUAUAAAGAUUAAAUCCUUGUAUGUGUGUAUGUGUGUGUGCGUGCAGCUCAACAAUAAAGCUUUUAAAAGACACUGAUCCCUGGUGCAAGGCCCACUUUAAAGCAAGUUUUACUUUUGGUUGUAUUUUCUUUGUAUAUUAAAAACAUUUAUUUAACUUGUUGCAGUUUGAAGUUUAAAAAAAGAUUUCCAAUGUGUAUGCUCAACAUUAAUCAUUAAAAAGUUUGCAGCGUAUGAAACCGCUUACUAGUUCUUCUGUUACAUUGGUAUACAGAAUAGUGCCUUGAAUUCUAAUGCUUUAUUUCUUCAAAUAAAAAUACUUGGUCUUGUA